Messenger RNA from Dioscorea cayenensis subsp. rotundata (Guinea yam), 1995 nucleotides. RefSeq lists its product as uncharacterized. The coding region runs from base 531 to 1553 and encodes 340 amino acids. The record is from RefSeq and is a predicted model, not a curated record. The transcript has a single exon. NCBI's taxonomy places the organism in Eukaryota, Viridiplantae, Streptophyta, Magnoliopsida, Dioscoreales, Dioscoreaceae.
AGUAUAUAGAAAAAAAAAAAAUAAAGAAAGAAAGUGGUAGACUAAAAACAUCAAUCUAGGUUAGGAAGAGUGACGUCACAAAUCUCCCCCAAGAUCCACGUCGCCUUCAGAUCUUCCACGUGUCCUAGCCCAACCUUGCUAAUAAUAGCCACCCAACAGAGCCAUGUUACCCUUCUCCCAAUCCAUCUAUUCCACGUGUCCAAAUUCUGGAACCACCCUUUUAUUUCCUAAAAAAAGCCCGGUUCUCUUCUCUUCUCUCUCUCUCUCUCUCUCUCUCUCCUUUCAUCAUCAUCAUCAUCUUCUUCUUCUUAAAAGCACUCAAAGAAAAGCCCAUCUCCCAACGCCCUCUUCUCUUCUCUCUUCUCUACUACGUGUUCACCCCUCACGUCCCUUUCUGGACACAACUCCAACUCUCAUUGGUUACAUCUCUCCUCUUUCCCGACACCCCAACCCCUCGUACGCACCAAUCACGUGCUCUCUUCUCUCCUCUCCUUCCACGUGUCCUUUUUCACGUUCCAUCACUGUCCUAGAUGCCCUUCUCGACACCUGUUCCCUUCUUCCACGUGUCAACCCAUUCCUCUCUCUCCCCAUUAUUAUAUCACCCCCUCCUCCUUCUCUCCCUUAUCUUCCUCGUUCCUCACCACCACCACCACCACCAUCACCAUCAUCACUGCUUUCUCAUUUCAUUAACUCUCAUGGAGCGAAGAGGAGGUUGCUGCAUAGUCAGGUAUGGCGCUGAGCCUGAUGUAGCUUGGAAAAUGGAUAGAAUAAUGUUAAGAUUCCGUCCUAUCGCACCAAAGCCCACGGUUGACGGUGCCGUCGCCGCUGCUGCUCCCGCUUUACCUCCGCCAAAAACCGGCCGGAAGAGACGAGGAAACCCUACUAGUACUAGCACUGGUGUUACUGCCAAGGAUGGUGGUGGGAGAGGGAGGAAGGUGUUAAAGAAGGUGGAGAACCUUAACUUUAACCUGAAGACGUUGGCUUUGAUGCCGGAGAUGCCGGAGAGGAAGGAGGAGGUGAAGACUACGACGACGACGACGACAGAGAAGAAGAUGGUGACGACGUAUGUGCCGGCGGUGUGGAGGGUGGGGAUGGGGACGACGGGGGAGGUGGUGGUUCCGAGGCCGGUGAGGCCGGCGGGGUCGUGGGUGACGGUGGAGUGUGUGACGGACACGUGGAGGGAGGUCAUUGGGUGGGGGUGCGAAGAAGAAGCUAGAAGAAGAGCGGUUAUGGACACGUGUCCGGUUUUUUUAUCUGGUCCGUUGGAUCGGGUGACGUGGACCAACGAGGCGUAUAGAAGGAUGGUGGUUGGAGAAGAUGAUGGGGAGGAGGAGGAGGAGGAGGAGGAGGAGGAGGUUAGGGUGGCGUUGGUCACGCGAGGAAUGGUACCGCAGGAGAGCAUGGCUUUCACGUGCCGUGUGCGCGUGCGAUACGCGUGCAGGAAAGGGAAGGGGUCGUUGGCGGCUCCGUGUGAUGUUUGGCGGCUCGGUGAUGGCGUGCUGGCUUGGCGGCUUGAUGUUAAGGCGGCUCUCAGUCUUAGCCUUGGGAGAUGAUGGUGGUGGUGGUUGGAAUUGUAAAUAUGUGUGUUUGGAGGGGGAGUUAUGUAAAUUCGGGUAAGGAAAAAGAUGGUGUUUGCUGUUCGAAGCUGACCAGCGGAUUAAGGGAGAGAGGGGUGGGACACGUGGUGGGUUAUGGUUUGAGCUUUUUGUUUGCAAUUAGGGAAGUGUGUACACGUGGAUGAGUACGUGGUUUGUUGUCGGGAAAACAUGGAAAAGCUUUUUUUCUUUUUUCUUUUUUUAUAUUUUGUUGUUAAUUUUUAAUUUUAUGAAUGUAUGUAUGGAAUAUGGAUCAUGGUGGUGUGAUGUGUGCGGCACUGUAUUGUAAGGUGAUUGGUUUGGAUGGGCACACAAGUACACGUGUCGCACUUGUGUUUAUUGUAUGUUUGAAAGCUCUGGAUAGAGUUUUGCAUGUAUUCAAAGUACGUGUGUGGAUGGA